Contarinia nasturtii (swede midge) is the source of this 3233-nucleotide messenger RNA. It is a transcript of the gene unc-45, whose product is annotated as protein unc-45 homolog B. Lineage: Eukaryota; Metazoa; Arthropoda; Insecta; Diptera; Cecidomyiidae. The record is from RefSeq and is a predicted model, not a curated record. The transcript has 3 exons. The coding region runs from base 235 to 3021 and encodes 928 amino acids. Gene Ontology annotation, molecular function: Hsp90 protein binding.
UCAGAGAAAACAUGUUUAUUUUUAGUUUUUCCACUCAACACACAUUCGAAUGAUUGUCUAUUUUUAAAAAGAAAAUACUAUAUUGCAUCGCAUGUUCCCGAAUGAAAAGCGUAUUUGUGUGAAAUUCUAGAAACACUGAGAAUUUUCUCGAGCACAUUUCAAAAAUACAUCAUUUUGCUUAUAUAUAAAAAGCAACCGGUUUCGCAAUAAAGUGAUCAACGUAAUUCAAUCAGAAUGACUACAGAGCAAUUAAACGACGAAGCAGUUGCGUUUAAGGAGCAAGGAAAUUCAUCUUUUAAGAAUUGUGAUUGGACAGGUGCAGUCGAGGCAUAUACAAUGGCAAUCAAACGUGGAACAAAACACAAGCAAUUGGCAACAUUCUACAAAAAUCGUGCGGCCGCAUAUUUGAAGUUGGAAAAGUUCGAGCUUGUCGUAAGAGAUUGUAACAAAUCAUUGGAAUUGGAACCGAACGAACCAAAGGCAUUGUUUCGUCGAGCACAGGCCAACGAGCAGUUGGGCCGUUUUGAAGAAGCCUAUCGGGAUGCAGUGAACGUAUGGAAUAUUGACAAAAGUGAUAAAUCGGUUAAAAGUUUUGUCGAAGAAUUGCACACGAUUGUUCAACGUCGAGCUGAAGAGAAUGCACAAACCUCGAACAAGGUGCAAAAAAUGGUGGAGCUAGCAUUCGAUAUGGAAAAGCCAAUGGACACACGUGCCUCAGCAAUGAAUAAUAUUUUAGUUUUGGCAAGAGAACAUGUCGGAGCUGAUAUUCUUCUAAAGUCGGGCGUCAUCCAGAAAAUUGUUAAUCUCUUGAAGUACGAGAAAAAGAAGGAGAUUAGUGUGAAUGCAAUCAGAACGAUUAGUGAAGUGUGCAGUAGAUCAUUGCAACGAACCCGCGAAGUUUUGAAAAUUAUAGGUGUGCCAUGGUUUUUCCAAAUUUUAAACAGCAAAGAUACUGAACGCGUAAAUGCGGUCCAACACUGUAUCCAAACGAUUUUAAAUUCAUUUUCGGGCAUGGACACAAAAACGGGCUCAAAACCCGUGAAGGAACUUUGUGAGGAGAAUAAUAGUGAAAUCGAUGCAAUUCUAUCGACUCUCGUCUAUUCGAUAACAGAGCCAACCAUAAGUGGAUUGGCCCGAGAUGCCAUUAUUGAAGUCAUCACACGUAACAUUAAUUAUGAUGCAUUGAAUUGGGCGGAACGUUUAAUCGAAAUCAAAGGAUUACAUCGUUUGCUGAAAGUGUGCAGCGAAAUGGAAGAGUAUAAGUCGGAAUGUUCAAUGGAAAUUACGCCAUCGUCAAGGACCAUUGCAGCAGUGUGUUUGUCACGAAUUUAUGACAAUAUGUACUACGAUAAAUUACGUGAACGUUACACAGAACAAGUGGAUGAAUUUAUAAAAGAUAAACUUUUGGAUCCAGAAUUGGAGGAAAAAGUACGUGUUGUUGUAGUUAUUACAGCGAUUUUGACUUGUGCAAUGGACGUCGGUGCGACGAUUAUUGGCCGAGAGGGAAUAUUGCAAAUGGUUUUGGCAUUUGCUCAGUCGGACGAUGUGCUUCAACAGAGAGUUGCAUGUGAAUGCAUCGUUGCCGCUUGUUUGAAGCAGGACAAAGCAAAGGCCAUCAUGUCUCAAGGUGUUGAUAUUUUGAAGAAUUUGUACCACUCCAAAGACGAUUCGAUUAAAGUUCGUGCAUUGGUGGGUCUCUGUAAAGUCGGUAGUUCCGGUGGUGUUGAUGCCUCUAUUCGUCCAUUUGCUGACGGUGCAACGUUGAAAUUAGCCGAAGCAUGUCGUCGAUUUUUAAUCAAACCCGGCAAAGACAAAGACAUUCGAAAAUGGGCGGCCGAUGGUUUGGCUUAUUUGACAUUGGAUGCUGAAGUUAAAGAAAAAUUAUGCGAAGAUACGGCAGCCAUUCAAUCACUCAUUGAUCUGGCCAAGACCGGAAAUCAAGAUGUACUAUAUGGUAUUGUUACAACAUUUGUUAAUUUAUGCAACGCAUACGAUAAACAAGAAAUUCUACCCGAAAUGGUUGAACUGGCCAAAUUUGCAAAGCAUCACAUCCCAGAGGAGCACGAAUUAGACGAUGAGGACUUUAUAAAUAAGCGCAUUUCAAUGCUAACAGACGCUGGCAUUGUUAGCGCCUUGGUGGCACUCAGCAAAACCGAAAGUAACAAUUCGAAAGAAUUAAUUGCCCGUGUACUGAAUGCAAUUUGUAAUUUGCAAGAGUUGCGAGGCAAAGUAGUGCAACAAGGUGGCGCAAAAGCAUUAUUGCCACUUUGUUUCAAUUGCACGGAGAAAGGCAAGCGUCAAGCAGCUCAAGCUCUUUCACGAAUCGGUAUAACAAUCAAUCCAGAGAUUGCAUUCUCUGGACAACGAAAUCUCGAGGUGAUUCGUCCACUCUUGAAUCAGUUACACCAAGAUUACAAGGCAUUGGAAAACUUUGAAGCAUUAAUGGCUCUCUGUAAUUUGGCAGCCAUGAACGACACGGUGCGACAGCGAAUCAUUAAAGAAGGCGGUUUGCAGAAAAUUGAAAUGUAUCUCAUGGAAGACCAUUUGUUGUUGAGUCGAGCUGCCACUCAGGUCAUAUGUAACUUGGUUAUGUCCAAGGAUGUUGUGAAAUUGUUCGAAUCGAAAAAUGAUCGUGUUAAAUUUUUAUGCCUUCUGUGCCAAGAAGAAGAUGAAGAAACAGCAAUGGCCGCUGCGGGCGCAUUGGCCAUUCUAACAUCCGACAGUAAAAAAUGUUGUGAAAAAAUGUUUGAACCAAAUGCAUGGUUAGAAAUAUUCCAUACACUAAUUGCGAAUCCAUCGACAGCCGUGCAGCACCGUGGAUUGGUCAUUGUGCUGAAUGUAAUUCGGUCGAGUACCGAAUUGGCCGAAAAAUUACUAAACACUGAUGUAAUCGACUUGCUCAAUGGGUUGGCACAGUUGCCGGAUGAAAGCAGAGCCAAAGCACGGGAAAUUGCCGUUGAGUGUCUUAAAGAAGCUGAAAAAUUACAUCUCGUUGAGAAAACGAAUAAAAAUACGGAAUAAAUCGAUAUGAAAAGUAUUUGAAGGUCAAUCAUAAAAUGUAUUCAACUCCAUAUCAUCAAAUCAAUAGUUAAUAAUGAUAAUCAUGUUUUUUAACCUACUUUUAGAUCUAAUGCUCGUUUAAAAUAUUUAUAAAUUUUAAUAUUUUACUAUAGUCGUUGACGAUCUAACAAAAACUGAAUAAAAAUGCAUUUUCAAUUUUAUUUAUUUUUCUA